CCGGAUACCUGCCUUUACAUUGCCUUGCCGCCCAUGCUAUAAUCUUUUCAUAAUGGUUUCGGACAUAAGACUUACUUUCCAGUACCUGCCAUGAGACGGGCCACGACCUCGGUCACCAUCACCGACCCCUUCGUCAAAUACUCGUCUCUCAUCGCCACGGGCGUCUACAGCCCAGAUUCGGCCCAGUACCGCCUCGCUCACCACCUGCAAAAGGUGUACCUCAGACUCAAAGAUUACACGCCUUCGCACGAGUACCGGACAAGGCUCCGACGGAUCGCCAAGGCAACCAAUGUCGAUGCGGCGCCGCAAGGCGACGGCGGGACCUACCUCGCCUCCUCCACGCAUCCGAUCCGCCGCAAUCCGCUCUUUGCCCGUUUCUUCCAGAGAAACGAUGGAAGCGAGAGCCUGGCAUUGGCGAGGGUCCUGACGAAUUAUCAGGCUGCCUUGCACGUCGACUCGCCCAAAGGGCUGUUCCUUUCGGGGGAAGUGGGCACGGGCAAAUCCAUGCUUCUGGGACUCCUCGCCGAGGGUCUGCCGACUCAACGAAAGAAGAGAUGGCAUUUCAACACGUUCAUGCUGCACACAUUGUCGAGACUAGAGGAGUUCCGCAAGUCUCGGCCCCAGUCAGUCCAGGAUAGUCCCGAGUACCCUUUGCUCUGGAUGGCCAAGGAGCUGGUCGAAACAUCCCCUAUUCUGUUUCUCGACGAGUUCCAGCUCCCGGACAGGGCGGCGAGCAAGAUCAUGAGCAAUCUCUUUGUUGCCUUCUUCCAGCUCGGUGGCGUCCUGGUGGCGUCUUCGAACAGGAUGCCUGAAGAGUUGGAAAAGGCCACAGGAGGAUACUACUCGCCGCCAGCCACUGGUGGCCUGGUCGAGAGAGUCCUCGGCCUUGGGAAGAGCCGGUUUGGCGGCGAACUCGUUGGUCAAACCAGCAACUUCGCCGCGUUUCUUGAAGUCCUCAAGGCUCGCUGUGAAUUUUGGCACGUGGAGGGGACACACGAUUGGAGGAGGCGGGAGACUCGGGGCCUUCUCUCAGCCGAGUCGUUACCAGCUGUUGACUCAGUGCCUUCCCAAGUGGGGAUCAGCCCUGGCCUCGCUGCGGGCAGCCGCGUCAAGCUAGCCGACCGUGAAUGCGAAUCGAACACCCAGAUGCCAGCUAUGUACUUUUUGCCAUCCGAUGGCGAUGAAGUAUGGAUGGCUGCCCAACGGGAUGUUGGUGGUAUGAAACACGGGAGCCAUGGAGCCCAAAGUCUGGACUGGGAGCCUGCCACAUUGAUAGUGUAUGGGAGGAAGUUGCUCGUCCCUCGUCAGCAGGCCGGCGUCUCCUACUGGCACUUUGCUGAGCUUGUCGGCACGCUGGGACCGGCCGACUAUGUUACUCUGGCGUCCAAUUACCAUACCUUCAUCAUUGACCACGUUCCCGUCCUUCUACUGCCCAUGAAGAACGAGGCACGGCGAUUCAUCACUCUGCUGGACGCACUCUACGAAUCACGAUGUAAGUCGGUUAUCCGGGCCGCGGCUGGCCCUGAUUGUCUUUUCUUCCCCGAUUCGACUGCACCGGCAGCGGAAACGGAUGCGGCUCAGGCAGCAGCAGCAGGUAGCCACGAUGAAGGUACCGACGCAACCUAUUCCGAGACAAUCGCCGAAGUAUACCAGGACCAGACGUCUCCCUUCCGCCCCAACGUAUCCACCUACGCAGAGUCCCCCACGUCAAAAUACGACCCUGACCAGGACUCGGAUUUUGGCAAGGAACAGGAGAGAAAGACCAUCGACUUCAACAGAACCGGUGCCUUUACCGGCGAGGACGAGCGCUUCGCCUACAGGCGGGCGACGAGUCGGCUGUGGGAACUCUGCAGCGCACAGUGGCAUGCGCGGACGGGCGACUGGUGGCAGCCGCUGCCAAAGGAGGCCAGGCACUGGGAGGGGGCCGAGGCCUCGAGAUAUCCGCCUUCGCCGCUUUCGAAGGGCAUGCCGAGUGAGAUUACGAUGGGGCAGUCGGUCGAGCUUGAGGGGCCGGCGGGGCUGGAGAGGUUUAGAGUUGCGAGUCUGAAGAGACUGCAGCAAUAAAUAGCAAAGCCAAGGAGUCUGUUUGUUGGGCUGGUCCUGUCCCGGGAUGUGUACCCUCGGUUGCCCAGGACCCACUGAUCUACCUGAAAGGGGACAAUGAGACCAGCCCGGCAGCUUGACGACCGUCCUUUGAAACCGUGGCAGAAAGGCGACGAGAAUCUUUCUACUCAUGACCUCCUCUUGCUAUCUGAAGGCACUCCACGGACGGGUACGCACACAAGAUUCAGGCCUUCGCUCCUAGAAUCAGCAUCAGGGGACAUCGGAAAUCAAGGAUCUUAGCGCCAAACCGUUAGCCCAUUGUGGGGAAAGGGUUGCAUUUCCACAGAUCUCCCGCUCCCGACUUCCCGCCGCUAGGUGGUGCCGGGGUCGACUAACAUGGGAGAAAUCAACUUCACGCCGGCCAUGCUACGGAUAGAGCGGGUGGCACGGAGUACAGAGCGCAUAUAUACCGUAU
Molecule: messenger RNA, 2518 nt
Organism: Parathielavia appendiculata
Lineage: Eukaryota; Fungi; Ascomycota; Sordariomycetes; Sordariales; Chaetomiaceae
Product: lactation elevated protein
Exons: 1
Coding region: 91-2064 (657 amino acids)
Cellular component (GO): cytoplasm; mitochondrion
Molecular function (GO): ATP binding; ATP hydrolysis activity
Source: RefSeq, a predicted model, not a curated record